GAGCCAACAAAAUUCGACCCGGCCCAACAGCUAACCCUUUCUUUCUCCUUCCACUGAUCAUUUUAAGUAGAGAUCAGAAAACCUCUGAACGAUCUCAAAAUCACUGCAGAAAUACACACUUUCACACUCCCAAACGCGCACAGAAGCAUAAAGAUGGCAAGUAGAUUGGGAAGAAGAGUAGUACACUUUGCAAACCUACCAAUUAAGCUCCUCAUGCCCUCCUCUUUCUCCAAUAUUAGGGAAAUUGCCCUCAAAACCAUCCCUUCUGCCUCCAAGAUUGAGAUAAAGAGGGUUUUAGAGUCCCUUUAUGGUUUUGAGGUUGACAAAGUGAGGACUUUGAAUAUGGAUGGAAAGAAGAAGAAGAGAGGUGGGCUGUUGAUUGCGAAACCAGAUUACAAGAAGGCUUAUGUGACCCUGAAAAAUCCUUUAUCAAUUUCACCUGAUGUGUAUCCCAUUAGAAUGAUUGAGGAGGACAAGAAGAACAUGGCUAAGCCCUCGAAAAAAUCAAGCAUGUUGGAGGAUGGUGAGCCCAGGACUCCACAUUGGCUUGAUGAGAGGAAAGAUAGGUCCAAUGGGUUCAGGCAAGAGAGGUUCGGAUCCCCUCGUCGUGGUGGCCAUAGUCGUGAUGGUCCUGGUGGUGGGGGUAGUACUGGUGCAGCGGCUGCCAAGUUCCCGUGGAGCAAUAUGAAGUCCUUUGCUAGUGAUCAAUGCGAAGAGUAGCCACAUCCUCAAACCACCAAUCUUCUUCACUGAUGUUCUCCACUGUGGCUGAGUUUUCUCGAGAUACUUUCCAUGAAAUUGAGUCGCAACAUCUUCGAACAAUCUGAAGGUUUUCACCCCAUGGAGACAGCUUUUCACAUGAUUUGAGGACAGUGACUGAGUCUCUCCAUAAAGAAAGGACCACAAACGUAAAGAAAGCUUCAGUCUUGGAGAUG
Coffea arabica (coffee) is the source of this 935-nucleotide messenger RNA. RefSeq lists its product as uncharacterized. NCBI's taxonomy places the organism in Eukaryota, Viridiplantae, Streptophyta, Magnoliopsida, Gentianales, Rubiaceae. Gene Ontology annotation, cellular component: ribosome; mitochondrial large ribosomal subunit. The record is from RefSeq and is a predicted model, not a curated record. Gene Ontology annotation, molecular function: structural constituent of ribosome. Gene Ontology annotation, biological process: mitochondrial translation.